Molecule: messenger RNA, 810 nt
Organism: Theileria equi strain WA
Lineage: Eukaryota; Apicomplexa; Aconoidasida; Piroplasmida; Theileriidae
Exons: 1
Coding region: 1-810 (269 amino acids)
Source: RefSeq, a predicted model, not a curated record
AUGGAAAUACUGCAAAAGGUGCUUAUUGGCUCGCUAAUCGCGAUUAUUCUAACGUCGAUAAUCUUGCCAAUCGUCAUGUUCUCACUUUCAGAUUCCACGGAUAAAGUCGUUAGGAAUCCUCUAGAACUCGACAUUUCUGUAGAGCCACCAAAGACAAUCUGGACAAAGAAAUACCAUCUACCCUAUGAAGCUACUGAAUAUGCCAUUAACGACAUUGUCAAGGAAAACUUUAGAAUAGGCACCGUUAGGGACGGCAAAGAAGUGCUCGUUGAGAAUGGAGUUGAUGCCGACAAGACCGUAAUUUUCAUAAAAUAUGAUGAUGGAACAAGGUAUAUUUUGGUCCAUUCUGUAGAUUUGGCCAAUGAAAAGAGCGCCAGCGGUAAUGAAGGAAAGGGUGGAGUAUCUAACCCCAAGACAGAGCUUUUAGAAUUUGCCAAGAAACAAGGUGAAGCAGCAUACUCUAGAGUAGAAAGAAGGCCCAUUGAAGUAGACUUGAUGAAGGAAGCACCUCCAUCUGUAACGGUCUCCAAGAUCGACUCUAGACAUUUUAUUUACAGAGUCGGAGCUGACGAGUUUUUUAGUCUCCACAUUGGUACCAUAAAGUAUGGAGAGCACCUUGUGGAAGAGAAUGAAGAGGGAACGAGUCAAAAGUAUGUCAUUGUCGAUAAAAACGGGACAUAUCCCAAAAUCAAGACUUUUGUCUCGAAGAGGAACGGGCAAAGCAUUGAGAGAUUAUACGAGUUUACAGACGGAAAUUUUAAAAGAUUGAGCGAAAAGUUGAAGGAGUUUUCAUUUACUGGAUUGUAUUGA